Molecule: messenger RNA, 3033 nt
Organism: Diatraea saccharalis (sugarcane borer)
Lineage: Eukaryota; Metazoa; Arthropoda; Insecta; Lepidoptera; Crambidae
Source: the annotation of a GenBank genome assembly
ACGUUACAGCUAACCGACCCAUUGCUACACUUCAUUAAUUUUGCGAUAAAAACGUUGUAGUAUAUGAAUAAUGCAGUGAAUUUGAAGAAAAUUGCUGCUAAAAUAUAAUUAUUUUUAUAACAAAGCCUUUUAUAAUUGUAUAAUUUUUAUAAUAGUAAACGUAUAAAAUAUCUUGUACCUUUUUAUUAAUUUCCGUCUUAAAAAGUCGGUCUGAUCGCGGUUUUUGUUAGAAAAUUCUAAUAACCCCAAUGCAGGGCUCCCUUAUGGAUAGUUAAAGAGAAUGGGCUAUGACCUUCUACGUAAGCCUAAUGCAGAUUGAAGGGUAUUAAUAGCAGCUACACCCGGGAUUUACGGCUUAACAUGCAAAAAGCACGUAGGAGAUCGAGAUAAUAAAAUCGCUUAACAACAAUGAUCGCGAGCCACCAUCCACUACGCCACCGAGCUGCGUCGAUUACUUUAAAUUAGGUAAUAAUAAUAUUUAUUUCAGAUUUCUGCAUUUGUUUCUGGAGAUAAUCCUUUGUAACUAAAAAAAAUAGUAUUACUUUAUAUAUUAACUAGCUGUUUUGCCGCGACUUCACCAGUGUAAAUUAUAACCUUUGUCAUCGGCGUAAACGUCAUAGAUAAAAAAAAAGUUAUCUAAUAAUAUUGGAGCAUAUAUAAUCCAAACAUAUAAUCAAAUCUUUUCUUUUUAUAAUCUUAUUUAUAAUAUGUAUAAUACUAAAACGGCGCCAUCUUUAAGUAUACUUAUUUCUUCACAGAACAGUUUUGUAACCUAUUAUUGCUUCUUAGGUAGCUGAAUUCUUCAAUCGUACUAAACAAAUGGCCAAAGUUUACCUAACUAAUAACAUUCUAGUCACUAUGGGGGACGAUUUUAACUACCAAGACGCGGGAAUGUGGUUCAAGAACCUGGAUAAGUUGAUUAAAUAUGGAAACGAAAAAGCGAUAGAUGAGAAACUGAAUAUCAACAUAUUCUAUUCCACACCCGACUGUUAUCUGAAAGCAGUGAAAGAUGCCAAUCCAACAUUGCCGGUGAAACAGGACGAUUUCUUCCCUUACGCUAGUGACCCGCAUUCAUAUUGGACUGGUUACUUCACAUCUAGACCGACUAUCAAAUUCAUAGAGGCAGAAGCUAAUAGGUACAUGCAGAUCGUGAAACAGCUAUAUGUGUUAGCCGAUUUACCAGCAGAUGAUAUGCCAGUUUUGGAUAAAUUAAAAAGUGCUAUGGGAGUAUUACAACAUCAUGAUGCUAUCACUGGCACUGAAAAACAACACGUAACAUAUGAUUACAUAAGGCUCAUUUCGGAGGCGUUACACGACGCUCACGAAACUAUCACUACAAAAGUACUCAACGAAAUGAUUCACGGCAAAGCCGCAAAUGUGCAGUGGACGUUUGAAAGAUGUCAACUGAAUGAGUCCAGUUGUGUCACAUCGGAGAACCUCCAGGGGAAUAUGAUCGUGACUCUAUACAAUCCUUUGGCAUGGUCUGUGAGGACGCCGGUCAAUAUACCGGUUAGCAACUCUGAGGAAUACGAAAUGAAAGAUAGUAAUGGCAUAGUUUACCCUGUACAAACUUCACCUAUUCCGGAUGGCUUCAAAAGAAUAUCGACGAGGAAGUCAAAAGCUACACACCAAAUAACAUUCGUGGCUCCAGUCCCAGCGUUGGGAUAUAAGAGUUAUUACAUUCAAAAGUCUAGGCAAAGAAGGGACAAGCGUGAUGUAGAUUCUUUGGAUGGGGCGAUGAGAUAUAAUACCUUUGGUUAUGAUGAGGUGAUGAGUGAUGACCCUAUGGUGGUGCAACGGUAUGAUGAAGUCGCCGAUGAGGCAAUUCUGUCUACUAUCGACAAGAAAGAUGAAAGGAUAUCUGGUCAUACAUUGUCAUACAACCCCGCUUACUACCCAGCAUGUAUUGGUAACAAUAUGAUAUACGCAAACAGAUCAUCUGGUGCAUACAUUUUCCGUCCAAACGCUACAAAUGCUACACCACUGAAAACUCUCACUGACACACAAAUAACGGGUCAUAUUUUCGAAGAACACAGAUCUAUAAUGUCAGAUAACUUUGAAUUCUACAACCGUGUUUAUAAGGAUGCUAAUAAUCUAACAUAUAAUGAACUAUACUGGUUAAUAGGACCAAUUGUAGACACUGAUGGUGUAGGCAAAGAGUAUGUUAUGAAGUACACAGCUGAUUUGGUCACUAAUGGUGAAUUUAUGACUGAUUCAAACGGUAGAACUCUCUUGAAAAGGAAGCUGAAUGAGCGUCCUCAAUGGAAUUUGACUUUGGAGGAACCUGUGGCUGGCAAUUAUUAUCCUGUAGUUGGUGUUGCUAUAGUAGAAAACGCUGCUAAAGAUGGCUCUUUGAGAAUUGUUCCUGAUAGGCCAGAAGGUGGGGCUUCCUUACAAGAAGGGCAAAUAGAAAUUAUGUUGCACAGACGUCUGUUGCAUGAUGACGCUUUUGGAGUCGGCGAAGCGUUAAAUGAAACUGUUAACGGUGUUGGUUUAGUUGUCACCGGUUAUCAAAGGGUAUUCGGUGUAAAUAAUGAUAAAUUCUCGUUUAAAGAUGUCUUAGAAAUGAGGAGUAAACCUGAUGUGUUUGUGACUGACGCUGAAGAUAUCUCUUAUGAACAAUUUAAAUCUUUGAACACUGAAAAGAGUUGGUUAAAAGAUGGUUUAGAAGUCGGUGUGCAUUUACUAACUUUAGAGCCUUUGAGUGGUGAUAGAUUUUUGAUUAGAUUCGAGAAUUAUUUGGACAAAUCUAGUGAUUCCACUAAGAAUAUUGAUUUGGAUAAAGUAAUUAAAGGUUUUAAACUUAGAUCUGUUGACGAGACAGUAUUGAGUGGUGAUAAACUAUUGAAAGAUUAUAACAGAUGGGUUUGGAGGACGAAUAAGGAAUUUGCUAAGGAUUUCAAUGAGGAUUAUGGAAGUUUCGCUGAAACACCAAGAGCUGUGGAUAGAGUAAAGGAAGUAGAUGAUGGCAACAAAAUUAAAUUGGACGCUAAAGAAAUAAGGACAUUCAUUGUCCAAUAUGAAUUAGAAUAA